Messenger RNA from Chaetomium strumarium, 1372 nucleotides. RefSeq lists its product as uncharacterized. The record is from RefSeq and is a predicted model, not a curated record. Lineage: Eukaryota; Fungi; Ascomycota; Sordariomycetes; Sordariales; Chaetomiaceae. The coding region runs from base 306 to 1208 and encodes 300 amino acids. The transcript has 4 exons.
UGCUGUGGUAAAAUUUGUCUUUGACAUUGCUCUCCAUCCCUUGGCUAUGCGCCCGCAGCCUUUUUCUUUAUGCCGGACCCGUCGCAGGCGGCAUACCUGCUUACAAAAGGGAGCGGCCAAGGAACGGGAGAUUUUUGGUGAAUGAGGCUCUCGAGUUCCCAUGCCGCUCCUUUGUUUUCUUGACCAUAUUCUCUCUGCCAGCGAGGGACACCUUGUAUAUACAGGAGUAUUGUCCGAGAUCCUUCGGGCCCUCCUCUCGAGACUUUCUUUGCAUCCAAUCCGACGUUGCCGGAGACAACUCCGACAUGGCAGCCAUGAGCGUCUACUCAGAGGUGAAGAGGCUCCACACCUCCCUGCAGGAGUUGGUUGGCCUUCGCCGCAGGAAACGCCAGCUUCAAAUCUCCGAACCCUUCAACUUCAGAAAGGAAACUGCCGUCGUCCCCGGCCUGACAGAGGAUGAAAUCUCUGUCCUCCGCGAGAAAGCAGCCGCCUCCCGCCUCGGCAUAGCCCACCCGGACGACACCGACGACACCAUCCCCGUACCCGCCACCAUCCUCCCCCGUCCCGGCUCCCGAAGGCGGCUAUCCAGCCUGCCCCUCCACGCGUCGUCACCUCCUCCCCGUCUGUCCAUUCCCAUUCCCAUCCCCAUCCCCAACGCCAAUGGCAAGCGACAUGCCUUUGUCGGCUCGGCGGGAGGUUAUUCCUACUCCUCCCUGCGAAGCAGCCGCACCACGGGCAUGGCGCAGGGUAUGGGGCUGGACAGGGGGGAGAUGGUGCAGGUGGUGCUGGUGCCGGUGCCGGAAGGGGGCGGUGGGCCAGGCAUUACGAUGAGGCCGUCGGCGUCGGUGAACGACCUGGACCUGCUUCUGUUCGGAAACCCUUCCGGCGUGGGGAGAGACACAACCACAACCACAGCCGGGACCGGGACCGGGACCGGGAGUGCGUUGCUGCUGCUGUCGCCGGUGUCCGCUGCUGCCGCGAGCACGAGUGCGUCGUCGUCUGUCUCGAUCUCGCCUCUGGAUUUGACCUACGGCAGCAGUGGUGGCGGUGGCGGUGCUAGUACUGGGGCUACGAGUGUGACGGAGCGGAGCUCGGAUCUGAUGUUGGAGAUGGACUUUGAGUUCCAGCUGGGAAGUCCUGUGAGCCCGCUGUCGCCUUCCCCUGCUGGCAGCGUGGCCGUUGGGAAGAAAGGCUUACUUGUGAUGUGAGGUGAGAUCAGACAAGAGGAGCCAGGUUGCUUUUUUCCUUUUUUCUCAAAAAAACGGAAGUCAGAGGUCGGGUUACGGGAAAGGUGGUUAGUAGGUGUUUGGUAUCGUGUUUCCCAUCUCUCUCCCACUCUUUCGCUCAUGGGGGCUUGUGAAGCGCUUUCCUA